Messenger RNA from Ceutorhynchus assimilis (cabbage seed weevil), 4053 nucleotides. The record is from the annotation of a GenBank genome assembly. Lineage: Eukaryota; Metazoa; Arthropoda; Insecta; Coleoptera; Curculionidae.
GUCGUAAAUAGAUAGCAAGCAUGACGUGAUCAAAAUUCCAGAAAAACCAAUUUCACAACAAAAAUAUUGCCCCAUUAGUCAUCAUAAUGUGAAACAAUUUAAUGUAACUUCAAAAAUGCCAAUCCAGGCCCCACAGUGGACAGAGUUUUUGUCGUGUCCGGUUUGUUGCAAUGCCUUCGACGACAAACUCCGCAGCCCCAUCAGCUUGGGCUGCGGACACACAAUUUGCAAAGGCUGCCUAUCGAAUUUACAUAGGAAACAGUGUCCUUUCGAUCAAACCCUAAUCAGCGUGGACAUUGAAAAUUUGCCUGUAAAUACUGCUUUACUUCAACUAGUCGGACCAAAUAAUGUUAAAACCACAACUGACAAAGAGGACUUGUUUGAUAAUACUAUAAUACCUAAAGAUUGCUUAAUUGAUUAUUCAAAAUGUAGGAAAUAUGUUGAAGAAUUGGCUUUGUAUUUGAAGCCCCAUUCAAGUGGCAGUGGAAGCAUAUUGUCUAGACCUAUGCAACGCAAAUUAGUUACCCUUAUCAACUGUCAGCUGAUUGAAGAUGAGGGCAGAACAAGAGCUAUGAGAGCUGCAAGAUCCUUAGGAGAACGUACAGUAACUGAAUUGAUAUUGCAACAUCAAAAUCCCCAACAGUUAUCGGCCAAUUUGUGGGCUGCAGUUAGGGCAAGGGGUUGCCAAUUUUUAGGCCCAGCAAUGCAAGAAGAAGUACUCAAAUUGGUAUUAUUAGCUCUGGAAGAUGGUUCUGCUUUGUCUAGAAAAGUAUUAGUAAUGUUUGUAGUGCAAAGACUAGAACCGCACUUUCCUCAAGCUUCAAAAACUAGCAUAGGCCAUGUGGUGCAACUUUUAUAUAGGGCUUCUUGUUUUAAGGUUUCAAAAAGGGAUGGCGAUUCCUCCUUAAUGCAACUAAAAGAAGAGUUCCGCACUUAUGAUACCCUACGCAGAGAACAUGAUGCCCAAAUAGUCCAAAUAGCAACCGAGGCAGGUCUUAGAAUAGCCCCAGAUCAAUGGUCUGCCUUAUUAUACGGUGACACCGCUCAUAAAUCUCACAUGCAAAGCAUCAUUGACAAACUCCAAACGCCACAAUCUUUUGCCCAGUCAGUUCAGGAAUUAGUCAUAGCAUUGCAAAGAACCGGAGACCCUGGAAAAUUGUCAAUUCUGAGAAGCCCAUUGGAAUUAUUAGCUGGAAUCGAUCCCAAUCCAGAAUCAACAUCUCCUAGCUGGAAAGACUGCACCAACUCUUUAGAAGCAGUCAAGCAAGUUGUAGCGGGCUUAGUAGAAUUCAUUCAACAACAUGGAAGCAGAAAAGUGCAAGACACCUCACAUUCACAACAUGCCAAGUAUAAAAUUAGCAUGUGUCGCGAUUUGACCCUGAGAGGCAGUUGUCCCAGAGGCACCAAUUGCACUUUUGCCCAUUCCAACGAAGAACUGGAAAAGUACAGAGCCAAAAACAGGAAAAACUUGAACCGCAACAAAGAGAGCCGCAUGGACAACAACCAAUCGCCUGUUACAGACAAAAUAUUUCCACAACCGGAGGAAUAUUAUUCCAGCACAAUUAGUCCAAUUCCUAUGCAAGCGAUACCUAUACAAAAUAUGGGCUAUGAGAUGCCAUUUAAUCCUAGUUAUCCGCCCAAUCAGCAGCAGUUUGCUCAGAUGAUGUAUCCUCAAGGGGAAAUUUUACAGCCUCAGCACAAUUUGGUUUUGACUAAUGGUGGUCCUGUAUAUCCUUUGGCGCAGCCGGAAUUUCAACAAACUGUUGAGAAUAGCAGGAGGGGUGGAUGGGAUCAUAUGGUUCUCAAACAUCACCAAAACUACGCGCCUCAAAAACCGGUCUCCAAAAUGAAAAGCCUGGCCGAACUGCACCAACUCAAAAGAGAAGUAAUUUCGCAACUGGAAAAGGUGGUAGGCAAAAAUGCCGCCACCGAAAUUUCAAACAACGCCACCACUAUGGCCAGGCAAGAGUCCCAGCACGACCUGGACAGUCCCACAUCCCCCUACAACUUUUGGACAGGACAAAUCAAUUCAGGCCCCACAUUCGUACGAUCUGAUUCUAUAUUAGCGGCCGACGAUGACUACGUCCCUUAUGACGCGCCAGCAAUCAGCAAAUUCGGUCCGAUUUCGAGAAUGCCCAAAGACACCAACCAAGGUCCAGCUUUUAGGGACAGAAGACCAGUAUCCUCAGGGAGUCCAGUAACCUCGUGGUUUUUCAACAACAACAACCAUUUCCAUCAAGGCACGAUGCCUCCCAUCAUGGUUCCUACUACAACAGAAGGUUACCUCACUUAUGGAUCUCCUCAGGUCAUUUUUCAAAGGUUGCAAGAUCCUUCGGCCAAGGAAUUGUUUGCUGAAUCGCAACGGGUGCAGAUUCAGUUGCGCAGCAUCGAGAAACAACUCAAUAAUUUGAAGCUGGCCACUCAGGGGGUGACAAAUUUGAGUGACAGUGAGAGGCUAACUCAGCAACUUCAUGUCAUUGAGCAAGGUAUACAGGAGAAGCAAAAAGAAGCUUGUUUGAACAAAAUUGUCCAUUCGCUGACCCAAGCGAAUCGUUCGCACAUUAACAACAACAACAACGGUAAGUUGCCCACAAAAACACCAGAGGAUGAUACUUAUGAGCAGGACAUUGCAAAAGACAUGCGCGAAUUGGAGCUACGUCUUCAAGAAGAACUAGAAGAGUGGAGCGGUGAAGAUUCACCAAAGUAAAUUAGUAGGCUAGUGAUCAAAACGAAAAUUAGACUAUGAUAAUUUAGCAAAAACAAGGUGGUUGGUCGAUCCUUAUUCAUAAUAAGUACCAACCGAUGAGAAUUUUCAAUUUUAAUGAAUUUGGCAAGAAGUUAUUCCAGUUUUAUGGGACUGUGUGUGCAAGGGAGAGAAAAAAAUUACUUAUAUUUAUAUAGAUACAAAUUUUUUUUCCCUCUCGAAACCACUUCAAGAGAACAAAAGGGCAACUUGAAAACGUCAUCUCUUUUUAUGUAAACUAAAUAAAUAAAUCAUACUGUGUGUGAUCGGGUAUAUCAAUGUUUGUAAAGUUGAUAUAUAUUUUUGUUUCAACGUGAGCAUUUGUUUGAAAAUGCAACUUUGACUAAAUAAAUUUUAAUGAAAAAAAAAAUAGACCACUCAAGUGGUUGAUAAUAUAUUUAUUUAAAAUUAUUUAUACCUAUAUACAUAAAUUAUUCUGCUUUUUAUUAAUUAUUAUUGAUUGGUUGAUUUUUGGCUCAUUGCAAAUUGUUUUUUACAGUGAGCCAAAAAUCACCACUAUAUUUUAUACAAUUUUUUUGUUAUUCAAACUUUUUACAUUGAAGAUCGUGUAAUAUUUAGAAGUAGGUUAAGCUAAAAGAAAAUUUUAAAAAAAAAUUGCUUUUUUCUCCUAUAUAAAUUAUUUAUAUUGUGCUUUAUUUAUUGUAUUAUUGCAUUUUGGGACACUGUGUUUGAAUUCCUAGAGUGUUUAAUUAUGUAGUUCUGAAAUGAUUAAUUUUGUAAUUUUGAGUUUAAACAAGUGUGGCUCUUUAACCCGGCAUUACACGCAUAAAAAAACAUUCAUAUAAAUUAAGCACUAUAAUUCCUAGUCCAAUGGCGUAAUGACUGAUUUUAUCAAUGUUCAUCUUUUUGACCGACAUACGCGUGUACUCCCGGGUUAAAAUUUCCAACAUCCAACGAACAAAUUGGCUUUGCUUUUAGUUAUUGAAAAGUGCCUUUGCAUUUUACACAAAUUUGAUUUCAGAACUACGGCUUUAUAUCUAAAAAUUAUUUGCAAUACUUUCUUAGGCUGUGUAUUUUUUUUUUUUUGAAAAUGUGGAUCGUUUUCCUGAAAAAUUGUAAGGAAAAAGAGCUUCCUGUUAUUGUAAUCCUAUGUUUGCUGCCGCAGUCAUUUUUUGUUGUUUGUAUUUUUAAAUAUCAUGUUGCACAUGUGUUUAUAGUUUACGUCCUAUAUUUUUAUAUUGAUUACAUUAAUCACUAAUGUAUUUUUAUGCAUGAAUUAUGGUGGAAGUAUAUAUCUUAUUAUACUCUAAAAAAAAUUAUUAAUUAUAUUAAUAAAUGUUUUAACCUUG